Messenger RNA from Diaporthe batatas, 579 nucleotides. RefSeq lists its product as uncharacterized. Lineage: Eukaryota; Fungi; Ascomycota; Sordariomycetes; Diaporthales; Diaporthaceae. The record is from RefSeq and is a predicted model, not a curated record. The transcript has a single exon. The coding region runs from base 1 to 579 and encodes 192 amino acids.
AUGUCCAACAAGAUCACCGGCAAGAACCUGCAUUAUGACCAGUCCCUGCCGCCAUUCCUUGCCCGGCUAAAGGGCCAGCAUGCCGCCGACACCGACUCGCCCGACCCCAUCCUGGCCUCGCGCCGCCGCCAGGCCAAGCCGCGCUCUGCCAGCCAGGACGCCGAGGAUGCCCCGCUGAUUGUCGACGACGACGGCAACGUCCUCUCCCACGUCGAAGUAUCUGCCGACGGUACCGUCACCACCAGCCACGGGGCCGGCGCGGGCGAUGGCGCGAACCAGAGCAGCACGGAGACGGGCGGGGAAAAGAACGCCGGCAAGGGCGCCGAGGACGUUGCUCCGGGCGGCAAGGUGGCCAUGAUCGGCGCCUCCAAGAAGAGGAAGCUCGGCAAGGUGGUCGGGGCCGCUGCCGAGGACGAGAGGCAGGACAGGCAGGACAGGCAGGACAAGCACAGCACUGGUCUCCAGGAGCAGGACGGGGCUGUCAGGGGGCACGACAAGGCCAAGGGCCCCGUCAAGGCGAAGAAGAAGGCAAAGAAAAUCAAGCUGAGCUUCGGCGACGACGGCGACGACGGGGUCUGA